This is a messenger RNA of Plasmodium malariae, 2364 nucleotides long. RefSeq names its product conserved Plasmodium protein, unknown function. Bases 1 to 2364 code for a protein of 787 amino acids. Lineage: Eukaryota; Apicomplexa; Aconoidasida; Haemosporida; Plasmodiidae. The transcript is spliced from 3 exons. The record is from RefSeq and is a predicted model, not a curated record.
AUGAAAAAACAAUUGAUGUUCACCUACGCUGUGACAUUAUGCUGCGUUCUGAGGUGGUUAAAUCAAGCAAAUGUGGCAUGUGCCAUAAACAACGAGGUUUCAUUAGACGAUUUGGAUGGAAACACGCUUCUAGCCUUCUUCUUGCUGGUACAGCUGAACAUACCAUAUUUUUUGAAGGGCUUUUCACAAAAAAUAAUAUAUGAAAAAUUACUUGAUGGUCUAAUACAUUUAUUCAAUGAAGAAAUUGGAAAAAAUAAAAUUAUAAAAGAGCAAAAAGGAUUUGACCUUCAGGAUGUUAGAAGCACCGUCGUUGGGUUGGGAAACAUCUUAACAGACAUAAGAAGAAAAGAGAUCAAAUAUUUUACCUGGAUCGAUUUAAUUUUUAAAGAAUGCUGGAAUGAACAAAACAACUGUGCAGCAUUAACCACAAGGAGGUGUGCUCUAUCGUCCCUAAGCAUGCUUCCAAAAAAAGUCUUACCAAUAACAUGCACCACUUGUAUACUGUAUGCUCUAAAUUAUGCCCUACAUUCGAAGUAUUUAUUUAAUAGUAUUAACCGUGAGCAAGUGUGUAAUGAUGAGAAUAAUAAAAAGUUGGUCGCUAUAAGUACGGACAUAAGUUACGUAAGAGAGUAUAGUGUGUAUCUCAAUAGCUUAUCAACCAUAUCAGCAUUAAAAAAUAUACAAAGUGAAAUUUUUGUUUUUCAUAUAAAAAGUGCUAAGGUAUUAAUUAAUUUGUUAAAACAAAAUAAUCUUGAAGCGUUUACACGUAUUGUGAAUAAUUCCCUGUCUGAAGUUAUAAAAAAAAGUGCUGACCUGUACAUAAAAUAUUCACAAAGUAAUAAUUUUUUUUUACCAAAUGGUAGUAGUGGUAGUAGUGGUAGUAUCAGUAACAGCAGCAGUGGUAGUGCUCUCACCAGAGAAGCACUUGAAAAAUUGUUUGUGCUAACAGUUAAUGGAUAUGCAUAUUAUGAUAAAGCAAGUAAUGAAAUAUUGCGUGCUCACGAUUUUGGCUUAUUUUUUACAGAAUUUUAUUUAAAAAAAUGCACUUCUUUAUUAACGGGCAAUAAUUUAUUUCUUCAAAUUGAAAUAGGAUAUUCCCCUGAAUUUAAUAUUAAAUCUCUUCAAAAUGGAAGUUUCAUAAACUUAGUUGAAUUCGAGUUUAUCUUAAAUCCGUACCUACGUAUAGGUCCAAAUGAUUACUCCAAAUCAGAUUUAUUUUUAAAAAAAUUAAUUUACAUGAACGAUAAAGACGGAAGUAGCAAUGUGUUUACGUAUGACGAAUUUGCCAGGGAUAUUGACGUAGCUGAAAAUUUGCUCCCUUAUGACGCGCAUAAACCCAAGGGGGUUGUAAGCGAUGAUAGUAGUGGUAAUAGCCGUGGAAGUGGAAAUCCUUUUUUGCGGAGUUCUCCCCCGGAAGAAAGAAAAAGCGAAGAGAAUUCUAAAAAGAAAAAUCUGGAAUUAACCAAGGAUCAAACCAUUUUUUGCAUUUUGAUGGUCAAAAUAUUGCCAGAAAAUAAAUAUACUCAAAUGAAAGAGAGCAUUAUUAAUCUCCUAUCUGAACCAGUUAAUUCGAGAGCAUUAGAAGGAUUUAAGUAUAAUGACAAUAAAUUAAUAAAUAAGGAGCUUAUUGAAAUAUUAGGGGAAAGCUAUAAUAAUCCUUAUACCAAUAUAAAAAGGAGAACAAAUCACUUCGGAUAUAGAAUAAAUAAAAGUGAUAUUCAUUCUAUAGAAAAAAUAAUACUCGAUGGACACAAGUUAGUUCAAAUAGCUUUUCAUAAUUUUAUUUCUAUACCUUUAAAUAUGAGAAAAAAAAUUUAUUCAGCAAAUCAGAUGUUUUCUUUGUUUGAACACAGAUAUCAUUAUCUUAAUGGUUGGGACACACAAAUAUUAUUUAUUAAAAAAAUACAUCCAGAAGAUAUUAUUGAAAAAAGUUUUACCGUUUAUUCUAAUGAUAAAAGUAAUAAUCAUUUUUGGUUCAUCAUAUGCUGCGGUAUUAUUUCUCUAUUUAUUAUUAUAGUAUGUUUCAUUUUUUACAAAUAUAUAUUCCAAAAAAAAUUUAAUUUCUCCUUGCUUUUUAAGAAAAGGAAAACUAAAAAACAUAAAUAUAGUACUUUUACUACUCGAUACAAGUACCAUAAACAUAAUUCCAAAUUUGCAAAAUAUUCCAAAGAGAAAAUACAACAUGUGGAUAAAGAGGAAUUACGUCAUUUAAUAAGGAGAAAGACAAAAUUUAGCGCUAAGCACCACAGGAGAUCAAAAAAGAAAAAUACAGCCACACACAAUGAAAUGUCCAAAAAAAAGGAUCACCCCCCAAGUAGGGAUUAUUUUUUGGAAGAAAUUACACCAAAUUAUGAAUUCAAGUAG